Hippoglossus stenolepis (Pacific halibut) is the source of this 1852-nucleotide messenger RNA. RefSeq names its product RAB34, member RAS oncogene family a (gene rab34a). Gene Ontology annotation, biological process: phagosome-lysosome fusion; endocytosis. Gene Ontology annotation, molecular function: GTP binding; GTPase activity. The transcript is spliced from 11 exons. Lineage: Eukaryota; Metazoa; Chordata; Actinopteri; Pleuronectiformes; Pleuronectidae. The record is from RefSeq and is a predicted model, not a curated record. Bases 318 to 1121 code for a protein of 267 amino acids.
GGCUUCCGAUCACUUCUCAUUUCCUCCAGCAGGGGGACCGAGCAGAGGAAAAUCCGGGGAGGGCAGAGAAGAAGGAAUCCGGGGAUCUGACUCAGCGCAGCGGCUUCUUCUCUCUGCUGCUCCCCCUCGUCUCGUCUCAACUUCCGUGGAUCCGCUUCACACUCAGCCCACUUUCAACACGGAGCAGGAAACAUGGACGUGUUCACAUCACGAUAGCGAAACAUCUGCGGAGGAGGAAGACGAGUGAGACGCAGAGGAGAAGAGGAAAAGAGGAUCUGAGCUCACCACGACCCUGCGUUGAAUCAACCUGAGGCUUCAUGUCGGUCCGAGUUCCAUCCUUGAGCGUUCUUCCUCCUGUUCGCAGGGACCGGAUCAUCGUUCAGCUUCCUAAGUAUUUCAGGAGAGAAGCCGCCGUCCACACUAAAGAUGAAUUCAACAAUAAAGUGAAGACGGCCUGCCAGCAGCAGCGCACCGGCACCGUGGGCAGAUUUAAAAUCUCUAAGGUCAUUGUCGUGGGCGACCUGGCUGUGGGGAAAACCUGUCUGAUUAAUAGAUUUUGCAAAGAUGCGUUCGAUAAGAACUACAAGGCCACGAUCGGAGUGGACUUUGAGAUGGAGCGGUUCGAGGUGAUGGGCGUUCCUUUCAGCCUGCAGCUGUGGGACACUGCAGGCCAAGAGAGGUUCAAGUGCAUUGCUUCCACAUACUACAGAGGAGCCCAGGUUGUGAUCAUCGCGUUUGAUGUGAACGAUGUCGCCUCUUUGGGUCACGUCAGGCAGUGGCUGGAAGACGCCUUGAGAGAGAACGACCCCACCGCCGUCCAGCUGUUCCUGGUCGGCACAAAGAAAGACCUGAGCUCUCCUGCUCAGUAUUCUCAGAUCGAGCAAGACGCUCUCGAACUGGCACAAGAGAUCAGUGCAGAGUACUGGGCUGUUUCAUCACUCACAGGGGAAAACGUGAAUGAGUUUUUCUUCCGAGUUGCAUCGUUGGCAUUCGAGACCAACGUUCUGGCCGAGUUGGAGAAAAGUGGAUCAAGACAAAUUGGAGACGUCGUCAGAAUCAACAGCCCGUCAAACAGUGUGAACGCUACAUCGAAGAAGAAAGGGCCCAACUGCUGUCAGUGAGGAAGGGAGCCGGAGUUUCAAAGUCAGCCUGAAAAAGACUGUGGCUGCUCUCCAGCUCAUGGGAGGGGUUUCUGUGGUGAAAGGAGGAGGUGGGACGCUGGAGUUUCACUUCCUGACAUGGUGGAGUUCAGUUUUUUCCUGGAGUGCCACGACUUUUCCUCGGCGGGGAUGUGGAUUCUUGUGGAGUCACAGAGCGACACAUAAAUGACUGGUUCUGCCGAGAUGCCAAAGAAUGACUGUGGUUGAUUUUAACAUGUGGAUGCUUACGUUACGUAGUGCUUGAAUUAAAUAUAUCCUUUUGCUGCUGUACUAUCAUAUUAAAACUGCUGUUUACUUUAGACAUGUUUUUAAUGAAAUCGGUACUUUGCCUCUUUUAUAAAAUUGUAAAUUAGAGCUUCAAUUCAAGAAAACACUAACAGUGUUUCUACAGAUGUAUCUGUAGACGUAGCUUGAGAACCAUUGUUGUAAUGCAGAUGCAGCCUUGAAGAUUUUUAAGUGCAGCGUAUGCUUCAUAGGCACUUUUUGCUUUUUGUUGUCAAUGAAAUCAAUGACUGAAUAUCGAUGACCAUUUUUGUAUCAUAAACUGAGAAACUGUUCAUGUUUAACCAUUUAUUUUCUUUAAAAAAAUCCUCAUUAAAUGUCAUAUAAAGGUAUUAAAAAGGGAAAAUAAAUCAAAUCAUCACCAUCAAAGAGAAUAACGUGUAUUCUGAUUAAAACUGUUAUUUACUAAA